AUGGGCAAAAUACCUGAGUUGAACAAUGUCUACCUCAUCAGUGGACUGGCGACUAUCGGCGGUCUAAUCCAGGGCUUCGAUGUCUCCAGCAUGUCUGCCAUUAUUGGCACUGAUAACUACAAGAACUACUUCCACAAACCGAACUCGGUUGCUCAGGGUGGAAUCACAGCCAGUAUGGCUGGUGGUUCGCUGCUUGGUUCGCUCUUUUCCUCGUGGACGAGUGACCGAUAUGGUCGUCGUGACUCGAUGUUUAUUGCUUGCAUCUUGUGGUUGAUCGGCUCAAUUUUGAUGAGCGCAGUGCAAAAUGUCGCCAUGUUGAUUGUCUCGCGCAUUAUAAAUGGCUUCGCCGUUGGAAUACUUACGAGUCAAGGUCCGAUUUUGAUUGCUGAAAUCAGUCUUCCACAGCAGCGUGGUAGACUUCUCAGCUUGCAGCAAUGGAUGAUUACUUGGGGUAUCCUUAUUAUGUAUUUUAUAUCAUAUGGCGCAUCCUUUAUGAGCAGCCAUGCAUCAUUCCGUCUGCCAUGGGGUCUCCAAAUGAUCCCAGCUAUCAUUCUCAUGGUUUUCCUACCCAUGAUGCCGAGAUCGCCGCGCUGGUUGGCCACACAAGACCGGUGGGAGGAGGCUGUGAAUGUUCUGGCACGACUACACGCCAAGGGCAACACCCUUGAUCCGAUCGUCGUUGCGCAAGCUACUGAAAUUCGCGAAAAACUUGAACUCGAGCGGCAAUACGAGAGCACCUCCUGGUCCGAGUUGUUCAAUUCCCGAAAUAUCGUUCGCGUGCAUUGUGGCAUUUUCACACAUGUGUGGUCCCAGCUGAGCGGAACAAACGCUAUGAUGUACUACAUUGUUUACAUUUUCCAGAUGGCUGGUCUGACAGGCAACAAUGCCCUCCUUUCCGCGACAAUCCAAUACAUCAUCAAUGUGGUCAUGACACUCCCUGCACUCUUGUUCAUGGAUCGUCUCCCACGCCGCCGCUUGUUCAUUGCAGGUGCUCUUGGCAUGUCCAUUCUUCAGUUUGUCCAAGGAGCUCUCAUGAAAUCAUUCGGCGAGGCUGUUCCCGGAGGUCUCAAGGGCUCUCCCACGGUUACUUGGAGAGUGACUGAUGGAGUAGCGUCAAAGGCAAUUAUCGCCUGUUCUUACCUGUUCAUUGCUGUCUAUGCACCUAGUUGGGGACCUCUAGGAUGGGCCUACCCCCCUGAGAUUAUCCCCCUCUAUAUUCGCAGCAAAUCCGUCUCUCUGGCGACAUUCUUCAACUGGGCCUGCAAUUUUGCUUUAACUUUCUUCUCUCCUCCUGGAUUCCAACAUAUUCAAUACAAGAUGUAUUUCGUGUUCGGAACCUGUUGUUUCGUUGCUGCUAUCCAUGUCUUCCUUCUCUUCCCAGAGACAUGCGGCAAGUCGCUGGAGGAGAUUGAUGCAAGCUUCAAUAAUGAAAGCAUAUGGGCUUUCAAAGCUAAGUCUGUACCAAGCCGGCUUGCAGUCGAUAUUGAGCAGGCAAAGGAGGAUUUGGAGGCGGGCAAGGUGCCCGAGGCUAUUUUUGAGCCGAAGAAGUAG
Messenger RNA from Penicillium coprophilum, 1551 nucleotides. Its product is annotated as sugar porter family MFS transporter. The transcript is spliced from 8 exons. Gene Ontology annotation, biological process: transmembrane transport; carbohydrate transport. Gene Ontology annotation, cellular component: membrane. Gene Ontology annotation, molecular function: carbohydrate:proton symporter activity. Lineage: Eukaryota; Fungi; Ascomycota; Eurotiomycetes; Eurotiales; Aspergillaceae. The record is from RefSeq and is a predicted model, not a curated record. Bases 1 to 1551 code for a protein of 516 amino acids.